AACACUAAAGAAAACAACAUAUAAAAAACAGAUUAUUUUGUCAAAUCUGCUCACCGAAAACAAAAUCAAAAUUAAAAACAAAAUAAAAUAAAAAUAAAAACCAAAACAAACAUAAAAAUAAAAACAUCAUUUGCACACACCCCAUUUGCAUGGCCCUGUAAGUCUGUAACUGAAUAUCAGAACUAAGGAAAGAAUCUCUCUCCUUUUCUCUCCUCCCCUGUUCUUCUCUCUCCUCAUCGACCCAUUAACAAAAACACCCCUUUUCUUCCAAAAUCCCACCUACCCGUUUCACAACUUUGAAAAGGGUAUAGAAUUCAAAGAUACCCAUUUCAAGAUUCACCCCAAAAGUAGAAAAAAAUGGCGUCUUUUUACUACUAUACUCUGUUUUUGGUAAUGGCGACUGUAUGUUCUCAGGGUUUGAGUGUUGGGGUGAACUGGGGUACCAUGGCGACUCACCAAUUGCCUGCUGAUAUGGUGGUUCAGAUGCUUAAAAACAAUGGGUUUGAAAAAUUGAAGUUGUUUGAAGCUGAUGAAUCGAUUUUGAAUGCUUUAGUUGGUACUGAAAUUGAAGUUAUGUUGGCAAUACCCAAUAAUAUGUUGGCGGAGAUGAGUAGUGGUCUUGAUGCUGCAGUUUCUUGGGUCGAUGCUAAUGUCACAGCUUACGUCUACUCUGGUGGUGUUAAUAUCAACUAUGUUGCAGUAGGUAAUGAGCCUACACUUCAGACCUACAAUGGCACAUACCUGAGUUACAUGUUACCGGCCCUCAGAAACAUCCAAGAGGCACUUAAUCGCGCAGGACAUGGGGAUCGAAUCAAGGCGACAAUUCCUUUCAAUGCCGAUGUCUACUACUCUCCUGACUCAGACCCUGUCCCCUCUGCAGGAGAUUUCAGGCCUGAAGUUCGAGACCUAACCCUCGAAAUCCUCCAGUUUCUACAUGAGAACAGUGCUCCCUUCACAGUAAACAUAUACCCUUUCCUUAGUCUGUAUGGGAACAAGAACUUCCCCAUAGACUAUGCUUUCUUUGAGGGGUCAAAUGUGCCUAUAAAAGAUCAGGGUUUGACUUACACUAAUGUGUUUGAUGCCAAUUUCGAUACUUUAGUGUCGGCAUUGAACAAAGCUGGGUACCCUGAUAUGGAGAUUAUAGUAGGAGAAGUAGGUUGGCCAACUGAUGGUGAUAUACAUGCCAAUGUUGAGAAUGCUAAAAGGUUCAACCAAGGCCUACUUCAACAUAUAAUGAGUGGUGAAGGGACUCCACUUCGUAAGGGGAAAAUCAAUGUCUAUCUUUUCAGUUUGAUCGAUGAGAAUGCCAAGAGUAUAGCCCCAGGGAACUUUGAGAGGCACUGGGGGAUCUUCGAGUUUGAUGGAAUGCCUAAAUAUGAGCUCGAUUUAGCUGGGAUGCAAGAAGAUAGGACACUGAUUCCAGUUGAAGGAGUUGUAUAUAUGGUGAAAAGAUGGUGUGUUUUGAACCCAGAUGCUACAAACUUGGGUGACUUGCCUAAUAACAUCAACUAUGCUUGUAGUUUGUCAGACUGCACGACUUUAGGGUAUGGAUGUUCAUGCAACCACCUCACUGUCAGAGGGAAUGCUUCAUAUGCUUUCAACAUGUAUUAUCAGAUUAAGAGUCAGAACAUCUGGGAUUGUGAUUUUGAUGGCUUGGCUAUGAUUACUGAUCAAGAUCCUUCAGAAAGCAGCUGUCAGUUUCCGAUUAUGAUUGACUAUGGCUCCUCUGGGAUUCUGCAUAAGGGUUUAUUUGAGGUUCUAUUGACAAGCUUAAGUGUAUGCAUCCUGUUUUUGCUUGUCCUGUGACUGCACUAUAUUUUUUUUUGGUAGUCAUUGUAGAGGAAUUACUGAGAGGAACUCAGAGCAUUUGGCUAGCUCUUGUAUAUUGACAUUGAAUCUGGGUGAACUGUGGAUUGAAGUUGUAAAAAUUAGAUUCUCCCUUCUUGGGAAGUAUUAUAUUUGAAUACUUGGAUGUCAAA
Molecule: messenger RNA, 1979 nt
Organism: Spinacia oleracea (spinach)
Lineage: Eukaryota; Viridiplantae; Streptophyta; Magnoliopsida; Caryophyllales; Amaranthaceae
Product: glucan endo-1,3-beta-glucosidase 8
Exons: 2
Coding region: 358-1806 (482 amino acids)
Biological process (GO): carbohydrate metabolic process
Molecular function (GO): hydrolase activity, hydrolyzing O-glycosyl compounds
Source: RefSeq, a predicted model, not a curated record